CUCUUAUUUCUGUCUUUCUUUCUAUCUGUUUUUAAUAUACUACUAUCUUGGACUAAUGUGCUUCUCUGGUGUGAUAUUCCAUCAUGAGUGAUGCACCGUAAAUGAGAUUACUCAUCGUGUCUUUCUUACUAAGAGCAUCUUAGCAUUUCAUUAUUUCAUUAAAUUUUUUCAAAGCAAAUCCCCUCCAGGAUCAUUGUUCAGCUGAGUGUCUGCGAUGUGAAUGUGUGUGAUGGAAGGUGAGGCGCGAGCCAGCAGCUUGCUCUGCCCUUUGUGUAACUCCAGCUCGGAUAAGAUGCUCUUGCUUUUUCUGUCUUCGAACCGUUACCAAAUGCUUCAUUAAGUGGAGGAGAAGCCUAGCUCAUAGUAACCGAGAGCACCCCGUUUGUCUCUGCUAUGACCCAAAACAAUGGAUAUUAACCUGCAGUCACAUCGCCUCUACUUCUCCAAGAUCUACUGUGACUCCAGCGCUCAGGUUAUUGAGUAUACGCUCAGUGAGCAGAGUAUUUGCCAGGCCCGUGCCUCUGUGAUGGUCUACGAUGACACCAGUAAGAAGUGGGUGCCCAUCAAACCAGGCCAACAAGGCUUUAGCCGCAUCAACAUCUACCACAACACUGCCAACAACACCUUCCGUGUGGUGGGAGUCAAACUGCAGGAUCAGCAGGUUGUCAUUAACUACUCUAUUGUAAAGGGGCUGAAGUAUAAUCAGGCCACACCUACAUUUCAUCAGUGGCGUGAUGCCAGGCAGGUGUAUGGACUCAACUUUGCCAGUAAGGAGGAGGCCACCACAUUCUCCAACGCCAUGCUGUUCGCCCUUAAUGUACUCAGCACCCAGGAUGGAGGUCCAGCAGUUCAGCGCCCGGUACAGAACGGCCCCACAGCCGAAGAGCUUGAGGUGCAGAGAAGGCAGAUGGAGAUGCAACAGCAGCAGCAACAGCAAAUGCAGGCACAUAUCGAGAGAGAGCGACGUUCGUCCAACUCAGGCUCCCCAUUUCAGGGACAUCCCGCUGUGCUCUCAGUGGCACCUCCAAGUAUAGUGCCACCCGUCAUGUCAGUUGGAGGGCCAUGCCCGCCUCCACCUCCUCCCCCUGCCCCUCCUGGUCCCCCGCCACCAACAGUGGGAGCCCCUCCUCCCCCUCCACCCCCAUUACCUCUGGGUGGAGGUGGGUAUGGAGGUCAUCAUCAACAUGAGGAUGCGCACGGACCCACCGGCCUCGCCGCCAUGAUCGCCGGGGCCAAACUGCGCCGAGUGCAGAGGUCUGAUGAGAGUUCAGGAGCCAAAAACGAUGCCAAUCGGACAAGUGGAGGUGGUGGGGGCCUGAUGGAAGAGAUGAAUGCCCUGCUGGCACGAAGACGGAAAGCGGCGGAAAGCGGAGACUGCCAAAAUGAUGAUGCAAAUUCCUCUCCAAUGUCUAGAGGACAAAAUGCAGAUGGUGCAAAGAAGCCAUGGGAUCGAGCCAACUCCGCAGAGAGAUCAUCGCUGGUAUCAAGAGUUCGACCCGUGGGCAGUAGCACUGACACAGACGCCUUAGACUUGGAUAGAAUGAAACAAGAAAUCUUGGAAGAAGUUGUUCGUGAAUUGCACAAGGUGAAAGAUGAAAUCAUUGAUGCCAUUAGACAUGAACUUAGUAGAAUUAGCAUGACAUAAUCUCCCAGCUUUGUGUGAGCCCUCUUUUAUGAGCCCUGACCCCUAGCAGGAACUGCUGUAGCUGAAGAGGGGAGGACACCCAGCAACGUUACCGCCAUAUUAAAGCAAAUACAUCAGUUUGCUCUAAUAUGUAGUCUACAUUGUGGUACCCCUCAGAUAUAAAAACAGAUGAAAGACACUUGCACUGACCUCUCUGUUUUCUGGUUUAAAUUUAUAUUUGGCAAUGACCUUUUUACGUCUUUAAUGUCUUUAUAGGAAACUGUUCUAGAUUUUAUUUUGCCCUAUUUUUGG
This is a messenger RNA of Clarias gariepinus (North African catfish), 1936 nucleotides long. RefSeq names its product Enah/Vasp-like b (gene evlb). Gene Ontology annotation, biological process: actin polymerization or depolymerization; positive regulation of actin filament polymerization; protein homotetramerization. Lineage: Eukaryota; Metazoa; Chordata; Actinopteri; Siluriformes; Clariidae. The coding region runs from base 407 to 1645 and encodes 412 amino acids. The transcript has 13 exons. Gene Ontology annotation, cellular component: cytoskeleton. Gene Ontology annotation, molecular function: actin binding; profilin binding; SH3 domain binding. The record is from RefSeq and is a predicted model, not a curated record.